AUGCACAAAGUUUUGAAACGGAUUAUCCUAGACCGACUUAUUAAACAUCGCGAUGAAACAACGUGCGAUGAGCAAGCUGCCUUACGCCCUGGCCGAUCUACAAUUGAGCAGGUGGUGACUGGAGUAAGAGAAGCGGCAGUGGCAGGGCGUUUGCUGUUCAACUUCGUUAUCGAUGACAUCAUGCGAAGAACAGUCUAUCAGUGUCCUGCCUACAUCGUCUUAGCACCAUCAGAGUGCCCCUUUACUGAUCUCGAAUACACCGACGAUGUUGGUAUAUUCGUGGAAAGCAGUACAAAACUUCAACAUGUUGUCAACUUUAUGUCGAAGCUGGCUGCAGCUUAUGGACCACGUCUACGCUCUAAUAAAUGCAAGCAGAUGUGGGUCUCUUCGAGACCCCGAACGGGAAUCAGGGUGGAAGGACAACCGAUCGAACUGAACCCUGAAACCUGUUACCUGGGCUGCACGCUGAAAAACAACGGCAGCUACGAGAAAGAUAUUCAGUAA
Molecule: messenger RNA, 504 nt
Organism: Necator americanus (New World hookworm)
Lineage: Eukaryota; Metazoa; Nematoda; Chromadorea; Rhabditida; Ancylostomatidae
Exons: 2
Coding region: 1-504 (167 amino acids)
Source: RefSeq, a predicted model, not a curated record